This is a messenger RNA of Juglans regia (Persian walnut), 1036 nucleotides long. RefSeq names its product 28 kDa heat- and acid-stable phosphoprotein-like. The coding region runs from base 299 to 775 and encodes 158 amino acids. Gene Ontology annotation, cellular component: cytosol. The transcript has 8 exons. The record is from RefSeq and is a predicted model, not a curated record. Gene Ontology annotation, molecular function: RNA binding. Lineage: Eukaryota; Viridiplantae; Streptophyta; Magnoliopsida; Fagales; Juglandaceae.
AAAAACUAUAUUCCAGCAUAACCAAACAGGGAAGAAAGAAAGAGGAGGAGAAAGAGUAUUCCCCCACUUUUAGCGACGCCUGAAAUUCGUAACAAUGGCGCGUCGACGUGAAGCGAAAUGCCGGUGCACAAAUUAAAUAAAUAAUAUCGAAUGAAUUAGUGGAGCUUUCAAAUAUAGGAGCAGAAGUUCGAGAGCCGAGACGGGAAGGCAAAAAAAUCCAGGCCACCGGAACCUACAUCAAACUCCCUCUCUCUCUCUUUUCAAUUCGCAGCCGAAAUCUUCGGACUCUGCUUCAAAUAUGGGAAGAGGAAAGUUCAAGGGCAAGCCCACUGGUCACCGCAACUUCUCUACACACGAAGAACUCAUUUCCGGUAGCUCGUCCCGCCCACGAACUUUUAAGAGGGAAGAAGUCAAAGAGGAUGUAGAAGAAGGGUCUGAAGAGGAGAUAGAAAAAGAAGAAGAACCUGAGAAGCGGAAAGGCACCCUGGGCCUCAUUGAGAUUGAAAAUCCCAAUUUAGUAAAACCGAAGAAUUUGAAGGCUGGAAAUGUUGAUAUGGAGAAAACAACUGAACUAUCAAGGCGUGAAAGAGAGGAGAUAGAGAAACAAAAAGCUCAUGAGCGAUACAUGAGGCUGCAAGAACAAGGAAAAACAGAACAAGCAAGAAAAGAUUUAGAACGCUUAGCCCUGAUACGGCAACAAAGAGCAGAGGCUGCUAGGAAGCGGGAAGAAGAGAAGGCUGCAAAAGAACAGAAAAAAGGCGAGGCACGCAAAUGAGAGAUUAUGAAUAAGCCAAGCAUAUAAAAUCUUGGUUGCUCUCUCUCUGAAUAUUUAACCCUUUUUAACCUGUACUCUGAAGCUAUGAAAUUCUCAUAAAUAGUGAUGCAGUUUGGUUUUAUGUCCUGAUAAUGUCAGAAAAAUUGUAAUAGGUCUUGUUUUGUUAUGGAUGAAAACUUGGUGUUGAACCAUAUUCUCUGUUGGCUUUAUUCUUUUUAGACAGACCAUGUACAUAUCUGAUAGCUCCAUCUAAUUCUGGUC